Molecule: messenger RNA, 1353 nt
Organism: Colletotrichum orchidophilum
Lineage: Eukaryota; Fungi; Ascomycota; Sordariomycetes; Glomerellales; Glomerellaceae
Product: initiation factor 2 subunit family protein
Exons: 2
Coding region: 1-1353 (450 amino acids)
Source: RefSeq, a predicted model, not a curated record
AUGGCAACAGAGACACCCAGUACUGCGCCGCCCGGGGCCGUCGAGAAGAAGACCCAACAACCCGCAAAGAAAGAUGGCGGAGCGCAAAAGAAGGACGCAGCAGCUGCGCCAGCAGAAGGAGGCGAGAAGAAGCUGUCUGGUGCCGAGUUGAAGGCAAAGGCAAAGGCCGAGAAGGCGGCGAGAAGAGCAAAGGCCAAGGAGGCGCAACCAGCACCACCACCUGGCCAGGGAGGAGCUCAGCAGAGCGGAGGAGACGCGAAAGGCGGAAAGUCGAAACCCCGACAAGAUGGUCCCCAGAGCGCCGGUGCGAGAAGUGGUCCCGUGGCCAAGUCUGUUCCGGUCGCGGCUCCCAAAGAUAACAAGCCCAAGGUCCCCGAGUGUUUCAGUCACCUGUCUAUGGCCAAGAGGAUACAUAUGACGGAAGUUGAUAAGGAUGUCCAACCGGCUGUUCUGGCGCUGGGUCAACAGAUGAGCGCGUUUGCGAUCACCGACAGUACUACGAGACUGGAGGCGACUCUGUUGGCAUUCAAGAAGGUGAUUGAAUCCUACACGACGCCCCCGGGCAACACAUUCUCGCGGCAUUUCACAUCACACAUCUUAAACCCCCAGAUUGAGUACCUUUCGGCAUGCAGGCCGAUGUGCUUCUCCAUGGGCAACGCUGUCCGCUGGCUCAAGCUCCAGGUCAGCAAAAUCGAUAUCGACCUUCCCGAUUUUGAGGCCAAGAAGCUCCUGCACGAGUCCGUGGACAAUUUCAUCCGCGAGCGCAUCACCCUCGCUGACUUCGUCAUCGUCAAAACCGCCGCCGACAACAUUGCCGACGGCGAAGUCGUCCUGACGUACGCCCACCAUCCACUCGUCGAGCGCGCCCUCCUCCAGGCCCACGCCGAUGGCAAAACGUUUUCCGUCACCGUCGUCGACGAUCCCUUUGAGAGCACCGGCCGCAACCUCGCGAAGCGGCUGCGCGCUCUGCAGGGCGUUGAGGUGGCGUACUGCCCCGACCUGAGCGCCAUGCGGGACCACCUGCGCGAUACGUCACGGGUGUUGGUCGGCGCGGAGGCCAUGUUCAGCAACGGCGCCAUGUACGCCCGGGCUGGUACGAGCGACAUUGCCAUUACGGCGGCCGAUCAGGGUAUUCGGGUCAUGGCUCUCAGCGAGACCAUUAACUUUACCGAGAGAGUCGCCAUGGACUCGCUCACGUAUAACGAAAUCGACCCCGAGCAGAAUACUGAGGAGGCUUUCAGACUGCUCUUUGACACCACCCGUGACCGUCAUAUCUCGGUGGUCGUUACGGAGUUGGGUAUCACGUCACCCGUAUCGGUGCCUGCUAUCCUCCGGAAGUUGGAGGAGCUGUAG